AUGUCCUGGGAGCAGUGGCGAGGCUGGGUCAUGAGGACUGCGGCGAUCCUGUCGGCCUACGCCACCGAGGUGGAGCUGGGAACCCUGGCGCCCUGGCUGGGGUUCGCCACGCUCAAGGCCGCGGCGCGCUGGCUGCGGGGCCAGGGCGCGGUGGUGACGCGGGGCUGCCUGGACGUCAGGGCGUCCAGGCAGGGGGUCCGGGCUCGCAGGGCCGCGCCGGAGUGCAAUGGGCGUGAGGGGGCCUGA
This is a messenger RNA of Auxenochlorella protothecoides, 246 nucleotides long. RefSeq lists its product as hypothetical. Bases 1 to 246 code for a protein of 81 amino acids. NCBI's taxonomy places the organism in Eukaryota, Viridiplantae, Chlorophyta, Trebouxiophyceae, Chlorellales, Chlorellaceae. The record is from RefSeq and is a predicted model, not a curated record. The transcript has 2 exons.